Messenger RNA from Psylliodes chrysocephalus, 2050 nucleotides. The record is from the annotation of a GenBank genome assembly. NCBI's taxonomy places the organism in Eukaryota, Metazoa, Arthropoda, Insecta, Coleoptera, Chrysomelidae.
UAAGAAGUCAAAGAGCAAAAGUAAAUUGAAAAAUAGAAGAAAGAAGAAGAAAUCAACCACAAUUAUGACGUUUAUUGUUUUCAUUGGAUGACUUACUUUUAACAAAAAUUUAGUAUCUUUUUGAGUGAGGUACAUGAACAUCUGUUCGGUCCUAUUAUAGUGAAGUGGUUUGAAAAAAGUUUUGUAUAUUUUUAAAGGGACGUUAUGUUACCUGUAACUUUGCUUAAGUAAGCUGCAAAGAUGCUAGAAGAAUUUGUGUUGAAGGGGCCAAUUUUCACAGAUAGGUGAAAAAUUAUGGAAGAAUAUGAAGAUGAACCAGAUUUAAAUGAACAAAUUUUUCACAAUAACGUUAGGGAGCAAAUAAUCUUCCUUCUGCUCUUUAUCAUCUUAUACCUCUUCAGUUUUGCCCUGCUGUGCAGAUUCAAACGUGGAGGCAAGGAAGACUACUUCAGCACCGACGAAGAUGAGGUCACUGUAUACAGGAUCAGCACAUGGUUGUGUUCGUUCUCUCUCGCCGUAUCUAUAUUGGCGGUACUCCUUCUCCCGAUAUCUAUCGUCUCGAAUGAAGUGCUGGUGAAUUGCCCCAACAGCUAUUACAUUAAAUGGCUGAAUUCGUCUCUUAUACAGGGAUUGUGGAACUACGUGUUCCUAUUCUCCAAUCUCUCGCUGUUCAUCGCACUACCGUUCGCCUAUCUCUUCACGGAAUCCGAAGGUUUUUUCGGGCAUCGCAAAGGACUGAUGGCGCGAGUGUACGAAACGUUUACCGUGCUGGGACUCUUAGGACUCGUCGUCUUAGGAAUGACCUACGUGAUAUCAGCGCUUAUCGAUAAGGAUAAGUCCAGUAUUCAAACUAUUCUCAGUUUUUGGACUUACUACUUGCCAUUUUUAUAUUCAUGCAUAUCAUUCUUUGGGGUAUUGAUGCUACUAGUGUUCACACCAAUGGGUUUCGUUCGGCUCUUCGACGUGGUGGGCCAGUUUCUCGUCAAACCCCAAUUCCUCCGCGACGUCAACGAGGAAUACUUCGCUUGCUUUCUGGAAGAGGAAUCGCUGCGUAGACGAUUAAAGCAAGCCAAAAAAACCGGCAAAUCGUACGUGGAUCCGGCGCCGAUGUACGUGGGACUCGAAAGUAUAAUCAAAGAGGACGAUUACAAGCUGCCCGAACACCUGUUGACGUUACGGAAUGGGGAGCUACAGUUCGGGUUGAAAAAAAGACUGACCGAAAUCGAGAAGAGGAGAAGCAAAUUAGAUAAACAGAGACAAACUUCUUCGCUUAGAAGAAACGUCGUUUAUCCAAUAGCGAUGCUGCUACUUCUCGGUUUAACAGUAAUAGCUGUUCUAUUAGUAGUACAAAACACUUUAUCUUUACUAAUUGGUAUCAAAGCUUUACCUACCAGCUCAAAGCAAUUUACUCUAGGAGUAAGUUCAUUAUCGAAGCUAGGACCAUACGGAGCAGCAUUAGAAAUAGUACUGAUAGUAUAUUUAAUAGUAACUUCAUCGAUAGGGUUAUACACGAUGCCCUGCAUGAAAAGAAUUAGACCAAAGCCGAGAAGUACGCCUUUCAGUAUCGUGAUCGGAAAUUGCGCCCUUCUCGUCAUCAUAAGCUCUGCACUGCCUUUGUUAUCCAAAAUUUUAGGAAUUACGAAUUUUGAUCUAUUGGGCGACUUCGGUAGCAUAGAAUGGCUCGGCAAUUUCAAGAUCGUCUUGCUGUACAACAUUCUCUUCGCCACCGCGUCGACGCUGUGCGUCGUCAACAAGUUCACAGCCAAAGUUCGUCGCGAACUAUACAAUCGGUUAGUCGAGAACUAUCUGUUUCUAGCUAACUGCGUUUCAUUCAUCAACUAAUACCGAAAAAACGCUAAAAUUAGAUGAGAGCGAAAUUUAUUUGGAACUAUUGAUAUAUUGGCGGAUAUUUUGUUGAGAAAUUUAAGCCUGAAUUUUUAAGCUAAGGAUUAAAAACAUUUUUAUAAGAAAGAUUGAAAUUCGUUUCAAAAAAUUGCCUCUAAUUCCAUAUGUUUCCAGUAAAACUGUUGUACAAUAAUGAUGAAUUAAU